GUGGCUCCGAUUCCUGCCAAAACCUACCCUUCAACGUCCUUCCAAUUUUCAAUCGAUUCAAAAGGUCGUUUAAAAUUUGAAAUUUCCCCAUCUCCCACAGAUACUGUAGUUGGAAAAGCUGGAUAUAUUUCCCCGGAAGAACACGAAGGACUUGUCCGAUAUGAUGAGUAUUAUUCAGAAGACGUGGAUAUGUUUGCCUAUACGAAUGGGAAAUAUCCAAACCAGUUUGGUGCUUGCCAAUUGAGGGAUUACGGUAGAUUACGGUACAAAUUUGUGAGGACAGUGGGAUAUGCGUUUACAGCAGUGUCGAUUCCGGAAAACUUGCCAAUUUAUUCAAUCUUUGCAUAUGACGAUGGCCUUCCUGAGCCAACUACCGGAAUCCCAACAACUCUUGGUCCAAAUCAUUACAUUUUCAAAACCAAUCCAAUUUGGACAAUUCUCAAAAACUCCACAAAUGGAACUCAAGGAGUUGGAUCCAUCAAUCUUCCAUGGACCCCACCAAUCAGUGCAUCUCCAAUUGAACCCACAAAUGUUUGUCUUUUAACUGGUAACGCUUCAAAAGAGCUCUCAAAGUGUGGAGACGUCGAUCGAGUCCUUCAAUUCUUUGACAAAACUCAUGUCUACAUCGGAUUCAUUGAUUCUGUCGAAGGAUCUGUCGACACGUUCAUCUAUUCUUACCUUGGAUACGUAUUCAGAAGUCAGGAUAACAAAUGUGGAAUUCCAUUAAAACCGAUCCGAGAGUUUUAUAAGGAUGGUGUAGGAUCCACGGUUUAUGCUGGAGACGACUACGAUACGUCUUCUGGAUUCAAGCCAACUGGGAACGUCAUAGGAUACACUAUCGAUUGUGAAGAUGCUCCAGAUGGUCAGAUAGUUAUUACUAUUCCUGAAGGACUUCUUUCCACAACAUCUGAAUCUACCACAUCACUCCCUUUCUCUUCUCCCCAUGAAUUCUACGUGGAACCCGUGAAAAUUGUCACUGCUCCAUCAUCCGGUGGUGAGCAAGGAUACUUUUUGGAUCCAGAAAACCCCAAUCCUGACGACGUGGAUAUUCUGGAGACCACAAAUGUUUGCUUAUUAACUCAGAAUUCAUCGGUAGCGGCUCGAUGUGGAUAUGCUAGUAAUCUUUAUUUGUACUAUGACAUCAUCGACAGAUUCUAUUUUGUUGGAUUGUAUACUUUCGGGAGAAAUGUAACAGAGAAAUUUAUUGGAAUUGCGUUUGAGAGUGAAGAGAAUGUUUGCGGGCUGAAUUUGGUACCGAUUCGAGAGCUCUAUAAGGAAGGAGUCGGGUACUCUGUAGUUGCUGGUGACGAUUACUCAUCUCUUCUGGCUAAUGGAUACAACAUAACUGGGAAUAUAGCUGGGUAUACUGUAGAUUGUAAAGACGCCAAGAAUAAUUAUGUGCCGGGAGAUUUGCCAAAUUAUGAAGUCACAACUGUCCAAGUUACAAGACCAACUGUUCCUACCUCUUCUCAUAUGACUUCUGAUUCCCCGACGUCAUCUUCAGAAUCCACUUCAACAUCCACCCCCAAAAAAGAGGGACUCUAUGUCCAUCCAAUUGUUAUCGUUGAAAAACCAACUGCCGAAGGAGAACAAGGUUAUUCCUAUGGAUCUAAUUCUACAGUAGUCGCUGAGACGAAUGCUUGUAUUUUUGUUGCCAAUUCUACAGUACUCUCAAAAUGUGGAUCUACAAAACCGCUAAAUUUGUAUUACGAUAUAGAAGAUAAAUUUUAUUUUAUUGGAAUUCAUAGUCAAAGUUGCAGUAAUGAGAAACAUAGCCAAAUUGGACAAGCAUUCGAGACUGCUGAAAACGUUUGUGGAUUGAAUCUUGUGCCAAUGAGAGAGUUGUACAAGGAAGGUGUUGGGUACUACAUCGUGGCUGGAGAUGAUUAUUCUUCUCUCAUCUCGGAUGGCUACAUUCUUACUGGUAACAUCAUGGGAUAUAGUGUAGAUUGCAAAGAUGCCAUCGAUGAUUUUGUUUAUGGAGAUAUUCCCAAUUCGGACAUCCCAACUCUUGCUACAUCUUCCAUCCGUACUGAAUCUCCAGAAAUUGCUUCUAUCUACGUCAGACCCUUAAAUCAGGUUUCGUUCUACAACGGUUAUUACGGCGUUCGCCUUGAGCCAUAUCUAAACAGAAGUUGGAUUCCUGUUUGUAUUUUCGUCACUAAUGAAACCUUUCUGUCCCACUGUGGAGACACACAACCUCUUUAUCAGUACGUUGUGAAUGAUCAUGGCAAACAGUACAAUUUUUUGGGAUUCGAUACUCUUGGAAGGACGAAUGUCACAAGUAGUAGACGUGUUGGUGUGGCAUUCACAUCUGCUGAAAAUUCUUGUGGACUGAAAUUAAGACCGAUGAGAGAGCUCUGGAAAGAUAAUUAUGGUUACAAAGUCGUCGCUGGAGAUAAUUACGCUGAAUUCAUUGCUGUUGGUUUUAACCUAACAGGAGUGAUAUUUGGGUAUACUGUAAGAUGCAAGGAUCCAUCGCCAAGAAGUAUCUGUGCCCAAGUUCCGGAUAGUUUGAAGCUAACUACAGUAUCCACGGAGGAGCCGAGCACUGGGAAGACUACAAAGGCUACAGAAGCUACAAAAGCUACAGAAGCUACAAAAGCUACAGAAUCUACAAAGACUACAAAAACUAUAGAGGAGGAGCCAACAACCACUGCAAAGACUACAAAGACUCCAGAAGCCAUAUCAACGAAACCAACUACGAAGAAGCCAAUAACUACUGUUCAGACUACGAAGGCUACAGAAACUACAAAAGCUACAGAAGCUACAAAAGCUACAGAAUCCACAAAGACUACAAAAACUAUAGUGGAGGAGCCAACAACCACUGCAAAGACUACAAAGACUCCAGAAGCCAUAUCAACGAAACCAACUACGAAGAAGCCAAUAACUACUGUUCAGACUACGAAGGCUACAGAAACUACAAAGGCUACGAAAACCACAACCACACCUCCAAUCGCUUAUGAUUUGAACGCACCACUACCGAAACUUAGCUGUGAUACUAUUGAAAAUUACGGUGACCUCAACAACAGAAUGGUUCUAUUCGAAAGAUAUAUGGAGAUUGGAGACAACUUCACAAUGACGGGAAGCAUUUGGGACAAUCCUCAAGAAUGCACCAUGAAUUUGUACUUGUGGGAUAAUCCAAGAUAUCUACAGUCUCCGAUUUUGAUGCAUAUUAAUAUGAGAUGGUGGAGAACUGAUAUAAUUUAUAAUUACUUUUUCGGAAAAUGGGACUACAGAAUGGAAACCUUCUCAUCUCGUCCGUUUGUCAAAGGAAUGCCAUACGUCUUGUCGAUUGUAAGAGGAACAAAUUACUAUGAUGUUUAUGGAAAUGGGCAACAUAUCAAGAAGUAUAUGCUGGCUGGAGAUGCGAAUGUUCAUCUUGUUUCAGGAAUGUUAGGAUACCAACAAUGGACUAUUGAUACCGUUCAGAUGGACUGCGCCCGUCUACCAAACACUACACCUACAACUCCAUCAACAACUUCAACAACGACAACUACUCCAGGACCAACUACUACUCCAUACGACUUGACAGCUCCUUUGCCAAUUCUGGACUGCAACACUAUUAGAAACUACGGUGAUCUCCGUUGGCGCACAAUCAACUUUUCUCGUGUUAUGGAGGUUGGAGACAAUAUCACCCUAACUGGACACAUCUGGAAAAACGCUACUCAGUCAACCGUCAACUUCUAUCUUGGUUUCAAUCCAGUGUACCAAAGAUCCGUGGUCCCAGUUCAUAUCAAUCAAAGAUGGUGGCUUUCUUAUAUCAUUUACAAUAAUUGGAAUGGUAAAUGGGGACAACGGGAAGAUGUUUCAGUUCGACCAUUCAGUAAAGGAAUGCCAUUUGUGUUGUCUGUUGUAAAGACAGCCAAUUCCCAUAUUGUAUAUGGAAAUGGGAUGGAGUUGAUCAAUUUCUGGAAUCGAGGAUCGCAAGCGGAAAAUCGGAUUGGAAGUAUGAUUGCGUAUGAGGAUUGGACUAUUGAUUCAGUUACAAUGACUUGUGCCAAUCCACCGACCUCAUCAACACCUUCUACAUCUACACCAACAACUCCAGAAUCAACUACAACACCACUCGAUCUAUCAUCAGCUCCUUUGCCAAUCCUAGACUGCAACACUUUGGAUCUGAAAAAAUAUGGAGAUAUUCGUUAUCGUCCACUCAACUUUUCCCGUCUAAUGGAGACGGGAGACAAUCUCACUCUAACUGGAUACAUGUGGUCGAACGCUACAGAAUCCAACGUCAAUUUGUAUGUCGGCUUCAAUCCGGUUUUCGAGAGAACGCAAGUUCCAGUUCAUAUUAAUCAGCGAUGGAAUCAACAAUGGAGCAUUUACAACAAUUAUGUGCCUGGUAUUGGCUGGUCUAAGAAUGAAGUAUACUCUAAUCGACCAUUUGCCAGAGGAGAGCCAUUCGUGAUGUCUAUUGUAAGAACGUCAAACUCCCAUAUAAUAUAUGGAAAUGGGACCCAGUUGAUAAACUUUGGUUUCCGUGGGUCGAAUGAGAUUGGAAGUUUGAUUGUGUUCAUGCAAAUCACAGUUGACACCAUUUCUAUGAGAAAGGAACGAAGUCUCCGGCAUUGGCAGAACGUGGCUUCUUGGAAAGACAGAGGGUUCGGAGAAAUUACACCUGAAAUGCGCGGAGCUUCUAAGAUUCAGGGAAUCGAUUCCGCUUACAUGAACACAUUUGCAUCGAAAAGAAGCCCCUUGUCAGAAGUAUUUUGA
This is a messenger RNA of Caenorhabditis briggsae, 4713 nucleotides long. Gene Ontology annotation, molecular function: galactoside binding; carbohydrate binding. The annotation marks the transcript as partial. The record is from RefSeq and is a predicted model, not a curated record. NCBI's taxonomy places the organism in Eukaryota, Metazoa, Nematoda, Chromadorea, Rhabditida, Rhabditidae. The transcript has 22 exons.